Molecule: messenger RNA, 4993 nt
Organism: Nycticebus coucang (slow loris)
Lineage: Eukaryota; Metazoa; Chordata; Mammalia; Primates; Lorisidae
Gene: RTN3
Product: reticulon 3
Exons: 9
Coding region: 211-3051 (946 amino acids)
Biological process (GO): brain development; endoplasmic reticulum tubular network formation; neuron differentiation
Cellular component (GO): postsynaptic density; neuron projection
Source: RefSeq, a predicted model, not a curated record
ACCCGCUCGCGGGGCGUCUGUGCGCGUGCGCGCUCGCGCUCCCGCCCUCUCGCUGCGCUCGGCUGAGUCAGUCAGUCUGUCCGAGUCUGUCUUCGGAGCAGGCGGAGCGCGGGGACUUGGAAGAGCUACCUGCUUGGUUAUUCUAUUUCCCCUCCCUCACCUCCGCCCCAUAUCUCUCUUUACCCUUCUCCCGCCCUUGCUCGCAUAACCAUGGCGGAGCUGUCGGCGGCCACUCAGUCCCCGUCCAUCUCGUCGUCGUCCUCCGGGGCCGAGCCGUCCGCGCCCGGCGGCGGCGGGAGCCCGGGAGCCUGCCCCACCCUGGGGGCGAAGAGCUGCGGCUCCUCUUGUGCUGAUUCCUUUGUUUCUUCCUCUUCCUCUCAGCCUGUAUCUCUAUUUUCGACCUCACAAGGCAAUUUCCCAGAGCAUUCUGCUUUUCCCUCAGAGGAAGUUGGUCAAAUGGAAGAGCAAAUAAAUAAAGACCAAGAGUCCAGGAACUCAAAUGAGAUACCAAAUAGAGAGGAUAAAACUGCAUUGGAUACUAAUGGCAGAAUCACUUUACUAACAGCCCAGAAACCCCCGAGUGAGCUGUCCAAGGCAGAAGGCAUUUGUACAUAUUCCUUGUCCCCAUCCAAAGCGUCAGGAAGUGGUGUAAUUGAAAAGGAUUCCCCUGAAUCACCGUUUGAAAUAAUUAUUGACAAAGCUGCAUUUGACAAAGAAUUUAAAGACUCAUAUAAGGAGAGUACAAAUGUUUUUGGUAGAUGGUCAGUGCACACUGAUGGAGAAUCAUCUGAAGACAUUUCAGAGACUAAUGACAAAGUAUUUCCACUGAGAAAUAAAGAGACAGGGCGUUACCCGAUCUCUGCAUUGUUCAAUAGACAGUUUUCACACACAACAGCAGCACUGGAAGAGGUAUCUAGAUGUGUGAAUGAUAUGCAUAAUUUUACUAAUGAAAUAUUAACUUGGGAUUUGGUUCCUCAAGUGAAACAACAGACUGACAAGUCUUACGACUAUACCACAAAAACUAUAGGACCUGACAGGAGUGAAUAUAAUUCAGAAAUUCCAGUCGUAAAUCUUAAAACUAACACUCAUCAGAAAAUUCCUGUAUGUUCUGUUAAUGGGAACACUGCCAUCACUAAAUCAACAGGUGAUUGGGCAGAAACACCUGUUCUGCAAGAACAUGCCAACACUAGAAAAUCUAUGCCUGAUUGUGGCAAUUCCACAAAGGAAGUCAUCGUCAAAGGUGUACAAGGCAACGUGCAGAAACAGGACGGCCCACUUUCAGAGUUACCUGGAUCUCCCUUUGAGAGAUGUGUCUCUUUGGGUUCUGAAGUGACAGCAGUGAAAGUGGAUUUCCCUGAUGAUCACCUUAAAGAGGAAAUGAACAGGCCGAGCUCUGCAUUGGGAGAAGUUACAGAGGCUGAUAGUUCUGGUGAGUCUGAUGACACAGUAAUAGAGGAUAUUGCAGCAGAUACAUUGUUUGAAAAUAACAAAAUUCAGGCCAAAAAACCUGUUUCCAUUCUGAAUGCAGUUGUAAAAACAAGCAAAAGAGAAAUCAUAGAGAUUCCUGAUGGUGGUAAGACAUCUAAACACUUUGAAGAGUUGGUCAGUGACUCUGAGCCACCUCAAGUUCAGCCUUAUAUUCUUGGAAGGAGUCCAGCUCGUGAAGUGGUAUGUUCACGAGUACCCAAUAGGAAUGUCUUGGCAGAAGAUGUAAAUCAGUCAGAUAGUACAUGUGAAGUCGCUCCUGAAAAGCUUGUUACAACUGAGAACCCCACACUUCCUUCAAUAACUUCUCCAAAUGUUUUUAAUGAGAAAGAAGUCUCACUGAAUGUGACAACUUCUGCCUAUUUGGAAUCAUUACAUGGGAAAAAUGUUAAAGAUACAGAUGAUUCCUCUCCAGGGGACUUGGUAGCUGUCUUUACAGAAACCAGAGAGAAAGGAACAGUAGAUAAAUGUGAAGGAGAUGCCUUUGAAGCAAUAUCAGAGAAGAUGGAAAACAAGAGUAAAACAACUCUUCCUGUAGAAAUCUUGCAUGAAGGUGAGUCACGUGGUUCUGAAAUCAAAGACAUUCAAAGUAAAUACAACAAACAAAGCAAAGAAACAAAUGGAAGUGACCUUGUGGAUGUUUUCCCUAUCCAGAGUACUCCAGUAGCAUCUCUUGACUUAGAACAGGAACAGCUCACUAUCAAAGCCCUUAAAGAACUAGGAGAAAGACAGGCUGAGAAGUCAGUUUCUGUACAACAUGAAAUAGAAUCUCUUUCUGAAGAAAUACUCAAGCAAACUUUCACAUUUACUGCAGAGCCUUGGCCACAAAAAUCAUACGAUAACCUAGAACAUACAGAUGUCAAGACUGGAUCUGAUCUUGGGAUUUUCAGAAAGCCCCUCACUGUCAAAGAAACUACUAGGGUAGAUAUUUCCAACCUUAGCAAGACUGAACUGGUAAACAAGCAUGUCCUAGCGAGACUUCUGACAGACUUCUCAGUACAUGAUCUGAUUUUCUGGCGGGAUGUGAAGAAGACUGGAUUUGUCUUUGGCACUACACUGAUCAUGCUGCUUUCCCUGGCAGCUUUCAGCGUCAUCAGUGUGAUUUCUUACCUCAUUCUGGCUCUUCUGUCUGUCACCAUCAGCUUCAGGGUCUACAAAUCUGUCAUCCAAGCUGUACAGAAGUCAGAAGAAGGCCAUCCAUUCAAAGCCUACCUGGACGUAGACAUUACUCUGUCCUCAGAAGCGUUCCAUAACUACAUGAACGCUGCCAUGGUACACAUCAACAGGGCCCUGAAGCUCAUUAUUCGUCUUUUUCUGGUGGAAGAUUUGGUUGACUCCUUGAAGCUGGCUGUCUUCAUGUGGCUGAUGACCUAUGUUGGUGCCGUUUUUAAUGGAAUCACCCUUCUGAUUCUUGCUGAACUCCUCAUUUUCAGUGUCCCAAUUGUCUAUGAGAAGUAUAAGACCCAGAUUGAUCACUAUGUUGGCCUUGCCCGGGAUCAGACCAAGUCAAUUAUUGAAAAGAUCCAAGCAAAACUCCCUGGAAUCGCCAAAAAAAAGGCAGAAUAAGCAUCUGGAAGCCAGAAAUCCAACAGUUACUAAAACACCAUUUAAUAGUUAUAGCGUUGUUACUUGUACUAUGAAGGAACGUGCUCCGUGUCAGCUUGAGCCUGCAUUCCAAGCUUUUUUUUUUUUUUUUAAUUUGGUGUUUUCUCCCCCUCCUUUCCCUUAACCCUCAAUAUCAAGCACAAGAAUUGUUAGGCUAAAAAGAGAACUUAGAACCCGAAAGAAUAAAGAAUGAAAUUCAUAGGCUAAAUCAGUACCUUAAUGGUGGUGGAGCUUUUACCUAUAGCUUGAAAAGGGAAAGAUGGGAGGUAAAAGAGAAAGUGAAAGAACACCAUCUCUUGGGUCCUUCUAUUCAAUUUUCAGGACUGGUCUUACUUAGCUUCCCAUUAUAGUUUUGCCCUUGUUUUUAAGUUAAGAAAUAAUGAUUAACUUAUGAAGAAAUUAUUUGGGGACGGGAGUGUGAUUCCUUCCUUGGGUUUUUUGCAACCCUCAGAUCUCAUCUUCUGCCCCAAGAUGAUGUGAGCAGCUACUCUUAAUAUUCCUCUUCAUUUUAAUGAUCUAACUUCCAACUCUAUGAAUAACUUAUACAUGAUAGUGAUAAUUCCUGAUUCCCAGAAUGACAUCUGAUUAAAAAAAGAACUGAAGCAGAAAGUGGAACCAGAGAGGGAGUUACGGUAGCACUGUGGUGUCCCUCACUCCACCUAGGGAAGGAAAGCUCCACCGUUUGGGAAGGUGGUUUCUGUGUCUUUUCUCCUGGACACCAGUUCUGAGCAUUAGUUUGAGAACUUAUUCCCGAAUGUGCUUUCCUCCCCUCUCCCCUGUCCACCUCACCUCAAGUUUAAUAAAUAUGGUUGUACUUUUAUUAUGAAUAAAUGUCUGUAACUGCUGUACACUGCUGUAAACUUGUUAGAGAAAAAAUAAUCUGCAUGUGGGCUCCUCAGUUACUGAGUUAUUGUGAUCCUAUCUCAGCCUGUGCGGGGGUGGGGGGGAGUUUUUAAAAAGUGAAGUAUAGAAACCCAAAAAGCCUUUAUCUUGAUCUUUUCCCUGCAGCUUCCUUUUCAUAUUCUGCAUCUUUAGCCUGUGUUCAUCAUUUUAGUCUAAGGACCAAAGCCAAACUGGCUUGAGAGAUUGUGUAUGUCUGUGGUGAAAAGACCACAAAUUAGUGUAGGGAAGUGUUUUUUGUGGUUCAUACAGAGUUUUAACUGCUUUGAGGCUAGCUUAAUGGGUGUUUUGAGGGUUCUUUCAUUUUCACUCUUGCAAAAGCUCUUACUGGCACCCCUGCCAUGGGCCAGGGUACUGCUUGGAGAGUGUUUUCCAAGAAGUUUUAGGUGAGGGUUGGCAGGCACAGCCAGAUCUUAAUGAUACAAUUAAAAGGCAAGAGAACUCACUCUGAGAGCAAGUAGGUGGAGGGCAGCUGGGAAGCUUUGAUUCCCAUUUGAAGUUAAGUUUCUUCCUCCCCUUCAACAUGAAAAUGCAGCAAACUUGAAAGAAAAGUCAUUUGUGAGUUCUUUCCGGUGUCACUCAUGAUCAUGAUCAUCCACAGGGAACCUGCACUGUGAGUUUAAAGUAAGUCUGUACUAUCUGAUUGUCCUGAAGUACUGUGCUGUAGAAAGUAGUGGGAGGAAAUUUUCUUUCCAGUUUUUUUUUUUUUUUUUUUUGAAAAUUACUUAGGUGUUUAGAUGGGGAAAAGUUACCUUUACCUUACUCUAUUUUCUUAGCCCCCUUCUGAUUUUUUUUUUAACUGAUUAUGUGUCAUAGUAGGAAAUGCAUUCUUUAUUGUCGCCCUUUGCCAUCCCAGAAGUCAGUGCACUGAUCUGUCUUUUUGGGCUUCCCCUCCAAAGGACCUCUCUGCUCUGGAAGCCUCCACAUCUGGCUCUUUUCUUUUGUUGCUGCUGUGUUUAGAUAAUUAAAGAGAUCUUUGUGCCACGCAGGAAUUUUUUUUUUU